AUGUCGUCGGAGACAUACAAGGCCAUCUUGAAGAUCACGGGAAUCGUUGUUUCCGGAGGAAUCUUUGUAGCUAAGGAAGACUCACUCGAUAAGUACUUGCCUGUGUUCGAGUCGUUGAUCGAGUACUUGGACGUUAUCGAUAUCGUCACUCACAAGCUCUAUCUCCAAGACAGCAAGAUUACAUACAACUCCAUAAAGUUGGUCACGGACUUGAUCAACAAGGCACUUAGGUUCAAGUAUGAUGGGAUCAUCACUUUAGCGGGUCGAAUGAAGCAUGUCACCUUUUUCAGCACCGUAGGCAACCUCAUUGAGACUGACGACAAGUCCAUCUUAGAUGCCACCGAGUAUCUCAAGAUCGCAUACUACAACUUGAACGAAUAUUUGAACAACUCCAGAUUCGACUUGUCCAUUAAGUCACACCAGGUCAUGUUGAACAACCUCUUUAUCUACUUGGAAGUGUCGUUAAACGAGUACGGCACACCAGCUACGACCGAAGAAUAUAUCAAAGCGGGCUUCACCGAAAAUCCGCGUAAUUUUGUCAUCGAAAAUUUCUCGUUAUUGUUGGCCAUGAACCUCAAGAUCUUCUUGAAAGACCCUAAUUUCACAUUCAAAAAGAGGUUCCAUGAAGAGUUGAUGAUGAGCAACCAUUCUAGGACCUUUCCAUUAUUCUUGUUCAUGGACAGAUGUACCCAGAUGUGGAUCGACAUAUUUCACAGAAAAGACAAGUACCCCUUUAUAUAUUCUUCUGUGUUGAGCUGGGAGUUAAUGAUAUACUACACCAUGAACAACUGCUUGAUCUUGUGGCAGGAAACAAAGGCACAACUAGACAACGGACUGGACAUUGAUAAGAUCUUCCAGUUGCUCCUUUCAAACAUAGACUCAUUGGAAAUCGAGAUGUCCAAGAAAUUGAAGUCCGUGGAGGAUUGUCUUGAUAUAACUUCAUCUAAGACUGGCGAAGAAAUGAGACGUACCCAAGUAUUGCGAAUUAAGGACCAGCAGAUGAAUCAAUGGAAGCCCAAAUUCACCGAGUUCAACAAAGUAUUGGCUACAGAAGUGUUAGACUUUGUGUCGGAGCAAAGAGUAAUACAGUUGCUUAAGGGUUCUUGGUAUUACUUCCUUACCCUUGCACCUAACAGAACAGCCAUUUACUAUAAGGAAUACCUUGAAAAGCCUGCGUUAAAUCCAUCCUACGAAGAAUUAGAAGGCAGAGCCAUCCGUCUAAGAGAUAUACAUGAAUUCAGCUCUACAAAGGUCGGUGAGCACAUAGGAGAAGAAGAAAAGAGACACAACAGUAUGCUAAUUUCCAUCAAGGGGACGAUUUCCUACGAGAGAAUCACGCUAUUAGGAGAAAACAACAAGAAAUUGUUAAGUUUCUAUACCGACACAGAAGUCAACAAGUACGUUUGGCUAGAUGGCCUUAAAAUGUUAAAGGGGAUGUUCAGUCCUGGCCAAUUGUCAAACGACACCCAAAGACAGAUAGAAUUAUUAAUUGACAUAAGAAGAAACACCCAGUUGCUUGCAUUAGAAAAUAAAAGCGUCAAACCGUCCGCGACUGACGAUGAUGAGGAUGACGAGUACUAUGACUUGGACGAGUUGACGGCUAUUACGGACAAUUUCCACUAUAGAUAG
Scheffersomyces stipitis CBS 6054 is the source of this 1629-nucleotide messenger RNA. It is a transcript of the gene LMO1, whose product is annotated as Lmo1p. Lineage: Eukaryota; Fungi; Ascomycota; Pichiomycetes; Serinales; Debaryomycetaceae. The record is from RefSeq and is a predicted model, not a curated record. The coding region runs from base 1 to 1629 and encodes 542 amino acids. The transcript is spliced from 2 exons.